Schizosaccharomyces cryophilus OY26 is the source of this 749-nucleotide messenger RNA. Its product is annotated as hsp16-like protein. Gene Ontology annotation, biological process: protein complex oligomerization; protein folding; response to salt stress. Bases 183 to 614 code for a protein of 143 amino acids. The record is from RefSeq and is a predicted model, not a curated record. The transcript has a single exon. Lineage: Eukaryota; Fungi; Ascomycota; Schizosaccharomycetes; Schizosaccharomycetales; Schizosaccharomycetaceae.
ACCAAGUGGUGGCAAGUCAUCACAAUCUGGAAAGUACUAGGUCGCUUAUAGAAAGUUUGUUAUUCUCGGUAGUUCAGGUAUAAAUAGGAGUGAAGUAGGGUCGAUUCUACAACAUUGACAAAAAAGAAAAAAUAAAUCAGGAUUCUUUGAUUGUUAUUUGAAAUCAACAAGCGCUAUUUACAAUGUCUCUUCAACCUUUCUUCGAUUUAUACCCAUUUCAAGACGGUCUUUCCGACUUUUUGAGUUAUUCCCCUCGUGUUCAACGCCAGGAUCGUGCUGUUGAUUUGUCACCUGCCAUUGAUGUUCACGAAGGCAAAGAUACCGUUGCUGUUGAUGUAGAACUUCCUGGUGUCAAAAAGGAAGACGUUCAAGUUCAUUACGACGAAGGAAAACUUACCAUUUCUGGUAAAUCCGUGAAUGAACGUAAAAGUGAAGAUGAGAAAGGAAACCAUAGAUGGUCUGAGCGUCGCUUUGGAUCCUUCUCUCGUACUAUCUCCAUCCCCAGCAGGAUCGAUUCCGAUCGUAUUGAGGCCCAAUUUUCUAAUGGCAUUUUGAGUAUUAUUUUGCCCAAGAUUGAGCAAUCCCGCUCCAAGAAACAAAUCGCCAUUAAUUAAGCUAAGGGCUAGCGGUGUAAUGAGUUUAUGUUACGAUAUGAUUGUGAUGAGAACUUAUAAUGGCAUAAUAUAAUGAUUUUUAAUCUAGUUUUUGACAUUUUUAAUAAAAAUUUAUCAACUUUAAAAGGUACCCAG